AUGAGCAACCUCGAGGCGUCCCAUAUCAACUCUAUCAACGCGAUAGCGAAUUUCCUAGCACACGUCGAAAUCCCAUCGCUUUCAUCAUACAAGUCACAGAUCGACGUCAUUGUUCUCUGUGGAAACUCCAUUCUCCCGAUAGCAGAUCACGUUUUCUCAGCACUAGAAGCAAAUCCAAGGCUGGUCAAAUGUCUCGUGAUUUGUGGUGGCAUAGGUCAUUCAACGGGCUAUCUAUACGAAGCUGUGGGUGCACACGCAAAGUAUCGUUCGCGUGCAGAUGACAUUCAAGGUCUGCCUGAGGCAAGAGUGCUUGAGCUGAUUCGGACGAAGUUCUAUGACGUGGCGAAGGUGAGCGGGAGUGGUUUGAAGGUUAUCAUUGAAGACCAGUCGACGAAUUGUGGUGCAAAUGCCAUUGAGACCAGGAGGGUGCUCGAUGCUGCGGGCAUAACGAGCCCUGAGCAGAUCGUCAUUGUGCAGGAUCCGACUAUGAGUCUGCGGACCCGAGCAGCGUUCCAGAAGGUAUAUGCUGAUCACACAGACCCUCCACGAUUCGAGACUUGUCCGACCUUCAUUCCCAAGCUCACAGUUUCGGACAGUGGCGAAGUCCAGUAUGACAUUGCUGGUCCAGACCCGAAGGACUAUGGUCGACGGACCGGUUCUUGGAUCUCGUUAUGGGCGAGAUCCCACGGCUGCGGGACGUACCUGAAGGCUAUGGUCCUCGUGGCAAGGGUUUCAUCGUUCACGUUGACAUCCCAGAUGAGAUCGAGCAGGCAUUUGCGAAUCUGGAGAGCGCUGUGGUCAACCGAAGAUGAUUUGCUGCCCGUUUGA
Molecule: messenger RNA, 828 nt
Organism: Cyphellophora attinorum
Lineage: Eukaryota; Fungi; Ascomycota; Eurotiomycetes; Chaetothyriales; Cyphellophoraceae
Product: Protein YdcF
Exons: 1
Coding region: 1-828 (275 amino acids)
Cellular component (GO): plasma membrane
Source: RefSeq, a predicted model, not a curated record